Molecule: messenger RNA, 4143 nt
Organism: Saccharomyces eubayanus
Lineage: Eukaryota; Fungi; Ascomycota; Saccharomycetes; Saccharomycetales; Saccharomycetaceae
Gene: BNR1
Product: formin BNR1
Exons: 1
Coding region: 1-4143 (1380 amino acids)
Biological process (GO): actin filament bundle assembly; mitotic actomyosin contractile ring assembly; barbed-end actin filament capping
Cellular component (GO): cell division site; cellular bud neck; mating projection tip
Molecular function (GO): small GTPase binding; actin binding
Source: RefSeq, a predicted model, not a curated record
AUGCACUGUUCCCCGAGCAAGAAGACGUACCGCUACCCCCGAAGGUCACUGUCACUGCACGCGCAAGAUAGGCCUAGUGAAGCCCGUGAAUUGGAAGAUUUGAAUUUGACUGAUGGACUGGUUUCCGCUGGUUUGCAGUUGGUGGGAGUGGCACUACAGAAGCGAGACACAGGAUCACACAUCUAUAUGAAACAAAAGAACUUCUCUACUAACGAUGUCGCGUCUUCAUCAGUGGCUUCCGUAGAUAUGACGCCAUCGGAUAUGGAUUUCAAUCCAAAAUGCAUGCCCCAAGACACAGUUCUCGUGGAAAGAAUGUUUGAUGAACUUUUGAAAGAUGGGACAUUUUUUUGGGGUGCUGCGUACAAGAAUCUACAGGGCAUCUCACUGCGAAGGAAAUGGCAGCUUAUUUGCAAGAUUCGUACUUCCGACCACUGCAUGAGAAGUAAUGUGGCUGCUGGUACCGCUGCGAAACAUUCCGCUCAAUUGCCCACCAAUGAGCUCGCGGAAAUCUCGCAUUUCUUGGAUGGUUUGGUAAGAAACCUUUCCGGAGAGGGCAUGAACUUGUCCAAGACCCUUUACAAAUUAGAGAAGUUCCUGCGCAAGAAAAACUUCUUGGAGCUUUUUCUGAAGGAUGAAAUCUAUUUAACGAUUUUGCUUGAGAAGACUUUGUCACUCAUAUCCAAGGAAUUGCAGUUCGUUUAUCUGAGAUGUUUUAAAAUAUUAAUGAAUAACCCAUUAGCAAGGAUAAGAGCACUGCACUCUGAGUCUUUAAUUCAAUGGUUUGUAGAGCUUUUAAACGACCGGGAUUCUGACUUAAAAUGCCAAUUACUUUCCAUGGAGUUACUCUUAUUGUUAACCUACGUGGAAGGUUCCACGGGCUGUAAUAUAAUAUGGAAUCAGCUUUCAAUAUCUUUCACCAAUUGGUGUGAUUGGUUUAGCAAAAUCCUCACCGAUGACGUUGCUGCUCAUACGUCCUUGUAUUUAAACUGGAAUCAGUUGAAAACGGACUACUCAAUGACUUUCCUACUACUGAUAAACUCCAUUCUGCAAGGUUUUAGUAACAAAAUCGCACUGGAUAUCCUGAAUUUUUUGAAAAAGAGUGGCAUUCAUAACACUAUAUCGAUUCUAGAAUCAGUCUAUAGGGAUAGCCCUGAUAAUGCCGUCAUCAUGGAACAAAUACACUUGUUUAGAACCAAAGAAUCAAGUAUUUUUGAUCCGAUGGCCCCACCUACCGAAAAUUUGGCCUCUUUUCAUCCAGUGAAAAAUGCGAUUGAAAAAGGAAUUCAACCUGUUUGUCUCGAAAAAUGCCUAUUAUUGAAGGCACAAGAUAGCCCCGUGGAAACACCGAUAAAUGAAAUUGUUAAUGCUCUGUGGAAAAUUCUGGACUCUCAGAGACCUUACUCGGAAUCCAUAAAACUUCUGAGGUUGAUAAAUUCUCUAUUAUUUUAUCUUAUUGACUCUUUUCAAGUUCCAUUAAAUGCUUCUUUUGACGAAACCUUGGAUCAACCGCAAAAUACGCAAAAUGUAGAUUCGGUUUUCCAGGAUUCUAUUGAUAAAUUGCUGGACUCAUUACAAUCGGAUGACAUUGCUAGAAGAGCGGUCAUUGAAAUUGAUAAUUUAAAUGGGAAGAUCUCUACCUUGAAUGAAAGAAUAAGCCUUGUUGAAAACCAUAGUAAAGACCAACUAUUGACAAAACUAGAUGAAAGUGAAAUUCUAGUAUCUUUGAAAACGAAGGAAAACGAAAAUUUGAAACUUCAGUUGAAAGAAAUUAAGAAGAAGUUGGAUCAAAUUGCCACACACCAAAGACUAUAUGACCAACCCCCCUCAUUAGCAAGCAGCAAUUUAAGUGUUACUGGUUCUACAACACAAAACAAUAGCAAUAGUAAUUUGAUUUUUCAAAAUUUAGCUGUCAAACAACAUCAACAGCAAAAGAUUUCUUUACCUAAACACUCGACGAGCAUACUAAAAAGUAAAAGAAUUACGUCCCUUUCAUCAUAUCUUGCUGAUUCGAAUGACGAAAAUGAGGACCAAACUGGAAUAGAAGAUAGAUCGAAAGAUUUGUUUCAGGCAUCUGCCUCUGCCGUUAAUUUUAACAUUCCUUCUGUGAAAAAUAUUACAAAUUUGCAAAAUGUUUCAUUGAAUUCAAUACUCUCAGAACUCGAAUUCUCAAACGAUCUGAAUAUUCAACCAAAUUAUCAAUCUUCUCCGGUAUUGUCUUCGAUAUCUUCAUCGCCCAAACUAUUUUCCCAACUUUCUGCGAAAAGUCUUAACAACAAUAUUCCACUGUUAUCUGAAGUUGAUAAUAAAUCUUCGGUUCCUCCUCCCCCUCCCCCUCCCCCUCCUCCUCCACUCCCAUUCUCUCUCUUACCUGAUUCGGAAGCUACUCUCAAACCAGAGAUCUCUGCGCCUGCUCCACCACCUCUCCCGGAUUUGUUUAAAGUUGAUGAUCCCUGCUCUAUUCCACCUCCUCCACCUCCUCCACCUCCUCCACCCUUGCCUGAGUCAUUGUCGAUGUCUAAUGAGACUUCAGAUAAUGGCGUCGUGACUCCGGCAGCUCCACCUUUACCCAAUGGUCUACUUUCACUGUCUUCAACGUCAAUCAACUCAACGACUGUAAAUUUAGUAUCAAGUUCGUCUAAAAAUCGCUUGAAGCAAAUUCAUUGGGACAAAGUGGAAGAAAUCAAAGACACCCUUUGGGAAGAUACAGUUCAACGUCAAGAAACACUUAAAGAGUUGCAAACUGGUGGUAUAUUUUCUCAAAUUGAAGAUAUUUUCAAGAUGAAAGAUCCCGCUAAAAUUGCAAGUAAAAAAAAUGGUGGCUCUUCAAUUGCAAUGUCUUCGAAUAAUGGUAAAUCUUCAAAUGAAUUAAAAAAGGUUUCGUUUUUAUCAAGAGAUUUAGCCCAACAAUUUGGUAUCAAUUUACAUAUGUUUUCUCAGGUAUCUGACAUGGAAUUUGUAAAGAAAGUUUUAAACUGUGACAACAACAUUAUCAUGAAUGUAAACAUUUUGAAAUUUUUCUGUAAAGAGGAGCUCAUAAGUAUACCCCAAAGUCUGCUUAGUAAGUAUGAGCCCUAUUCUCAGGGUAAAGGAGGCAAAUCAGUAAGUGAUUUACAGAGGGCUGAUAGAAUUUUUUUGGAAUUGUGUAUUAAUUUAAGAUCAUAUUGGAACGCAAGAUCAAAAAGUCUUUUAACACUAUCGACCUAUGAAAGAGAUUAUUAUGAUUUGAUUUUCAAGUUACAGAAAAUUGAUGAUGGUAUUCUGCAAUUAAAUCGUUCUUUUAAAUUCAAGAGUUUAAUGUUUAUCAUUACGGAAAUUGGUAACCACAUGAAUAAAAAAAUGGUCAAGGGUAUCAAAUUGAAAUCAUUAACCAAAUUAGCCUUUGUUAGAUCCAGUGCAGAUCAAAAUCUAUCAUUUUUACAUUUCAUUGAAAAAAUCAUAAGAACAAAAUACCCUGAUAUUUAUGGUUUUGUAGAUGAUCUAAAGAGAAUUGAAGAUUUAGGUAAGGUUUCAUUAGAGCAUGUUGAAAUGGAGUGCCGUGAAUUUCAGAAUAAGAUUGAAAAUGCGGUCACUCAGUUUCAGACAGGAAAACUUUCGAACGAGGAAAAUUUGGAUCCAAGAGAUCAGAUUAUCAAAAAAGUCAAAUUCAAGAUCAACCGGGCUAAAACAAAAAGCGACUUAUUGGUGGAUCAAUGUAAAUUAACGUUAAUUGAUUUAAGCAAACUAAUGAAGUAUUACGGUGAAGAUCCCAAUGACAAAGAAAGUAAGAACGAAUUUUUUCAACCAUUCAUUGAAUUUUUGGCCAUGUUUAAAAAAUGUGCCAAAGAAAAUAUUGAAAAGGAGGAAAUGGAAAGGGUAUACGAACAAAGAAAAAACCUGCUAGAAAUGAGAACAAAUAGCAACAAGAAAAGCAACGAAAACGACGAAAACGAAGGCGGGGAAGUAAACACAGAUGCUGUUGAUUUAUUGAUCUCUAAAUUGCGUGAAGUAAAGAAGGACUCGGAACCAUUAAGAAGGAGAAAAGGUACCAAACUCAACGAAAUCACUGUGAAUGUAGAUGAAGGGAAUUCGAAAACGAGAAAGGGUGAAGACCACGUACUGUUUGAGAGAACGCAUGCUAUGUUGAAUGACAUUCAAAAGAUAUAA